Molecule: messenger RNA, 1544 nt
Organism: Dryobates pubescens (Downy woodpecker)
Lineage: Eukaryota; Metazoa; Chordata; Aves; Piciformes; Picidae
Gene: TMEM161A
Product: transmembrane protein 161A
Exons: 12
Coding region: 52-1494 (480 amino acids)
Source: RefSeq, a predicted model, not a curated record
GGCGGCGGCGGCGGGCAGGCUUCCUGCGGCCGCCUUUGCGCUGACCCCAGCAUGGCGGUGAUGGGGGUGCAGGUGGUGGUGAGCCUGCUGGCGGCCAGCCUGAUGCAGAGGAUGGCCCCGCACUGCUCCUUCGCUCGCUGGCUGCUCUGCAACGGCAGCCUGCACCGCUACAAGCACCCCUCGGACGAGGAGCUCUGCGCCCUGGCAGGGAAGCAGCGUCCCAAGAGCAAGAGGGACAGGAGGGUGAAUGGAGUGACGGACGACAAACCCCUGUCCGUGCCCAGGGACAUCGACCUGCACCUGGACACCAGCCCCAUCACCGCCGUGGAUGCUCUCGUGCUGCGCUACUUCCUGGACUACCAAUGGUUCGUGGACUUCGCUGUCUACUCCACCGCUGUCUACAUCUUCACCGAGGGCUACUACUGCUUGGUGGACCCCCAGAAGGAGACCAACAUCGGCGUGCUCUGGUGCCUGCUGACAGUUGUCUUCUCCAUCAAGGUCUUCUUCACGCUGAUGUGCCACUACUUCCGCUCGGAGGAGGGGGGCGAGCGCUCCGUCUGCCUCACCUUCGCCUUCUUCUUCCUCCUCCUCGCCAUGCUGGCCCUGGUCAUCCGUGAGGACUACCUGGAGUUUGGCCUGGAGCCCGGGCUGGCCGGAGUCAGCAGCAGCCUGGAGAAGAUGCUGAAGCAGCAGGGCUGGGAGUGGACGUUGCCCCUGGCCAAGUUGGCCUUCAAGCUGGGGCUGGUGGCCCUCUGCUCCUUCCUGGGUGCCUGCCUGACCUUCCCGGGGCUGCGCCUGGCACAGACCCACCUGGAUGCCCUGCAGCUGGCAGCUGACAAGCCCCUGGCCCAGGUCCUGCUGCACCUGAGCUUCCUGGCGCCUGUGCUGGUGGUGGUGAUGUGGAUCAAGCCUAUCUCCAGGGACUUCCUGCUGCAUGCACCCAUGGGCAAGCAGACAGUGCAGAUCCUGUCAGACUCGGCCUACAACACCGCUCGGCUCUGGGCCAUCGUGGGGCUGUGCCUGCUGCGCCUGGCUGGCACCCGCUGGCACCUGCAGGCCUACCUGGGGCUGGCCCAGCGCUGGGUGCAGCAGAUGAGGAGGGAAGCAGGCAGGAUCCCUGCCCUGGAGAUCCAGCGCAAGGUCACCAGGAUCUACUGCUACGUCUCAGUGGUCAGCCUGCAGUACCUGGGACCCAUCAUCCUCACCCUGCACUGCACCCUGCUGCUCAAGACCCUGGGGCAGCACUCGUGGGGGCUGUACCCCGAGCCCCCUGCUGCGCCGCCGGCAGCCGCAGCGUGGCCGCAGCGUGCGGCGGGGCAGGGGCAGGAGGACGUCCGCCUGGCAGUGGAGCAGGUCACAGGCGUCUUGGGCACCAUCCUCACCCCCCUCUUCCUCCGAGGCCUCUUUGCCUUCCUCACCUGGUGGGUGGCUGCCUGCCAGGUGGUCACCAGCCUCUUCGGCCUCUACUUCCACCAGUACCUGGCAGCCUCCUGACGGGGGGCGCUGGGCCGUGGCUGUGGGCGCAGUGGGUGCCCAGCUGCUGC